CCACCUUGUCAGGUUCUUCUAAGGCAGUUGUAAGACAGAAUCAGGACUUACACAAGGUAAUUAAAAGCAUCAGUGAUUUCCUUUUGGGAGAAAUCUAACUUUGAGACCCUUUGGAGUAUUUAUGUUACUUAGAUAUUGAAUCUUCCCCAAAAGGCAGAAAUGAUUUUAACCUGUGGUUGCAAUAUUUCACAUCAUGCAACCCUGGAAAGUAGAAUAAAUAGCCUCUGUUUUGUGUAGCCCCACUUCUGCACCCCAAGAAAAAAUGCAAAAGGAGUUAAAUUUGACUCGGAAAUUUACUGUGCUAUAACGGAAAGACUUACGGAGAAAGGUAGACUUUUCUAAUAUAUUUCUGGAUCCUUCUCAUUGUUCCUGGUGCUGCACUUCUAAGACAUCCUUAAAAACUCUUUUCCCUAGCAAAGCCAGGCAAAUGUUGCCUGUAGAACUUUCUGACAACUGAUCUCGUCACUCUUUCUACCUGAAAAGGGAGCAAAGUGCAACAGCCUCGCAUGAACAUUUUCAGCCACUCACCAUGGCUUUCCUCCCUGGAAACAACUCCGACUGCUCCAACUGCACCCACUCUGUGGGGCCUGUGAACAUUUCAAAGGCCAUUUUACUAGGUGUUCUUCUAGGGGGGCUGAUUGUUUUUGGGGUUUUGGGUAAUAUUCUGGUUAUCCUCUCUGUAGCCUGCCACAGACACCUUCAGAGUGUCACCCACUAUUACAUAAUUAACCUGGCUGUAGCUGACCUCCUCUUGACUUCCACUGUCCUGCCCUUCUCAGCUACUAUGGAGAUUUUGGGCUACUGGGUCUUUGGGAGAAUCUUCUGCAACAUCUGGGCAGCUGUUGAUGUCCUUUGCUGCACUGCUUCCAUUAUGAGCCUUUGUAUCAUCUCGAUAGACAGAUACAUCGGGGUGAGCUACCCACUGAGGUACCCAAGUAUAGUGACAGAGAAGAGAGGCCUCCUGGCAUUACUGUGUGUUUGGGCAUUGUCUCUGGUGAUAUCGAUCGGGCCUCUUUUCGGCUGGAAGGAACCAGCACCAGAAGAUGAGACCAUCUGUCAAAUCACCGAGGAGCCUGGCUACGUGUUGUUCUCCGCUCUAGGCUCCUUCUACCUCCCCCUGACUAUUAUCUUAGUGAUGUAUUGCCGAGUGUACAUAGUGGCCAAAAGGGAAAACAAAGGCCUGACUUCUGGUCUGAAGACAGAGAGAUCUCAUUCCGAAGAAGUAACUCUACGGAUCCAUCGUAAAAACGCUCCUGAAGCGAGCGGGUCGGCAUCCAACCCCAAGAGCAAGCAUCAUUUUUCGGUGCGCCUCCUCAAGUUCUCCAGGGAAAAGAAAGCCGCCAAGACCCUGGGAAUAGUUGUGGGAUGCUUCGUUCUCUGCUGGCUUCCAUUUUUUGUAGUAAUGCCUCUCGGUUCUUUCUUUCCUGCAAUCAAACCCCCGGACACACUUUUUAAAAUAACAUUUUGGCUUGGAUAUUUAAACAGCUGCAUCAACCCCAUAAUCUAUCCGUGCUCAAGUCAGGAGUUUAAGAAAGCGUUCCAGAAUGUCCUGCGAGCGCAGUGCCUCCCAAGGAAGCAAGCAGCGAAGAAGCAAUCCCCAAGUUUCAACCUCAACCAUCCCACUAGCAAAAGCAUGGAGAGCGGCAAAGGUGUGGUCCGUAUUCCUGUCGGCUCAGGAGAAACCUUCUAUAAGAUUUCCAAGUCGGAUGGGGUCUGUGAAUGGAAGAUAUUCUCAGCUGUGCAAAGCAUGCCUGCAAAAAAUGCAGUUUCUAAAGACUGUACUGCUGCCAAAGUGAAAAGUAAGGGCUUCCUCCAGGAAUGCUGCUGUGCAGGCACUUCGGGGAACCUUGUCCAUGAAAAUUGUAAAGUGCCAACCAUUAAACUACACACCAUCUCCCUCAGUGAAAAUGGGGAGGAUGUCUAAAGGACUGAAUGUGCCCAGCAAACUCAUGGCUCUGCUAACAGGAUGCUGCUUUUUUGGUAUUGGGAAGUAGUAGAUGCUACAACAGUUGAAAGGAUCCAGGUGAAACAAACAGCAUCCUGUAAAACAGAGCUACAGCUUUUGAGGAGUGAUGGCUUUGAGUGCUGGUAGCCUGAACAAAGCCCCUUAAAGACAGUAAAUGACUUCAGUGCAUGGUGAGCACCCUGCGGUCUUCCGAGAGACUGGCCUCUGCAAGUCAUUUGCCUGACAUUUAAAGGCUUUAUUUUUCACUGUAUUCCCCUGUUUCAGAGUUCCUACUGCUCUGAUUUAUGAGCAACAGGGGAGAGAGAGCAAACUACAGAGACCCAUGCUGAUUUCAGCAUGGAUACUUUUAGACAGCUCCACAUAUAGAGCCAUUUUGUGAUUCCGCUCCCCCAAAAAAGCUAAACCUCGACUCAACAGCUGGGAGAGCUGAGGUUGGGAGGCUCAGGUCUCGGGACAGUGUUUACAGAUCUCUGCUUACUUUUUGUGAGGGGCUGUGGACAAGAAUGUUCUCCUACCGUGUCCUGCCUCUUUUGUUCAUGUCCAGGUCCUGGCUUGGCGAGGUCCUGCACGCCUUGUUGAAGAGAAUAGGCAGCUCUUUGGAUUUGCAUCGUCAGCUGGGCAGCCUCAUUGGUCCUCAUGCCUGGGCCACACCAGGUGGGGAUUUGGUCUUCUGUAACGCCCACAGGCUGCUUGUCCUCAGCCUGUCUUGAAAAGCAAGUCUCUUCAGCUCACAGGGCAUAGCAAAACACGCCCAGGGCUCCUGCCCUGCUUGGAGUCGCUCUGAGUUUCCCUUUGUGCUGUGGAUUUCAACAAACUCCAUUGCCAAGGGAAGCUUGAUCCAAGUGGCUGCACCCCACCUAGCUUCAGAGACCAACCAGAACGUUUCUUCUUUGUACAACCAACCUCCCAAAUCUCCAAACAAAACCAAAUGAAAAUUUGCAUGCAUCCUAGGUUUGUUUGGAAGGUCUCUGUGCUUUGAUGCGGGUCUAAUAAAAUUCAAAACUAGGUAAGUCAUCAUCAAAUGAGGCUAAAAGAGGUCAUUUUCCCUCAUCCAUUUGUUUUCCUUGUUCUGAAUCCAGCAGGGACCUGCUUAAAAACUCAGUAACUCCUUGCUCAGGUGCCUGCUAGUCAGAUCAGUGCCACAGUCACUGGAAAAGCUGCAGACAUUUUGCUGUCUCCCUGCCCAGUGUUACGGUACAUUCCUUUUCUGACUCCUUCAGUACCAAGUGCUCUAAGCUCUCUAUGAGAUCCUGGCUAUCCUGGAGUCAGGAACUUUACCCUCGUUCUGAGCAGUGGGAAUUAAGCACGUUAAAUGGCUUAAAGACAUACAUCCCCAUGAGAAAGGGCCAUCCUUUGGGAAUUUGGGAGAAAAGCAUUUGGAAGCAUGUUAUAUUUUAAUAUAGCUA
This is a messenger RNA of Phalacrocorax carbo (great cormorant), 3372 nucleotides long. NCBI's taxonomy places the organism in Eukaryota, Metazoa, Chordata, Aves, Suliformes, Phalacrocoracidae. The record is from RefSeq and is a predicted model, not a curated record.